Thalassophryne amazonica is the source of this 553-nucleotide messenger RNA. RefSeq names its product transmembrane protein 251 (gene lyset). Bases 157 to 549 code for a protein of 130 amino acids. The transcript has 2 exons. NCBI's taxonomy places the organism in Eukaryota, Metazoa, Chordata, Actinopteri, Batrachoidiformes, Batrachoididae. The record is from RefSeq and is a predicted model, not a curated record.
CUCUGGGUCAGGUGACAAACUAGGAAGUGAAAGACUGAGAUGAAUUAUAAUUCUAAGAAAUGAAAGCGAUCAGAACCAAGAGUUUUGUGGAGCGAACAAAUUAAUAAAACCUACAGAUUUCAGUUUUAAGGACUCACCGUAAAGAAAGUAUGGAGGAUGAUGAACUUUCGUCAGCGAAUGGGAUGGCUUGGCGUGACACUCUACCUGCUGCUUAGCAUGGCGCUGGUUUAUUAUGUGUUUGAGGUGCAGCGCUUUAGUCUGGAGCACGUGCACAGUGCAGCUGCAGGACCGUCACCUCCUGCACCCGCCCUUGGCUGGAGUCAGAGCCUUCAUGCUCAGCUGCCGUCAUUUCCUGCCUGGUUGUGGGCAUUGCUCUUCCUGCUGUUGUACCUGCAGGUCUUCCUUUUCGUCUUCUCCUGCACACGGGCUGAUCCCCAUGCCAUUGGUUACUGCGUCCUGCCUGUGUGCCUUGCUCUUCUCUGCAGCCGCCAGCACGGCAACAGCAAGUCACCCAAUCAGCUCAAACAGCUGCAGCUGAUUGACACCUAGAGUG